AUGGCUGGACCCCAAAGCGUUAAACGUGCGCGAACCAAUACUAUUGGCGAUGCUCACAUCAAUACGACAGCGCCGCUACGAGAGGAGAUUUCCCAGAAAAUCCAGCACCUCGAUUCACAAACUGUCACCGACAUUCUCAUACAAGCAGCGCAAAUUCACCCUGACGUUAUGAGCAUGGUGGACGAUACCAUUCGCGUCCUUCGGGAGAAAGAGCAAAAUCGCAUUAUCAACUUCGACCAUUAUUCGAGUUCAGUAUGGAAAUCGAUCAACAUCACAUAUCUCUCUAUGCGCGGUGGGGCACAGUACGAUGUCUCAUUCGAAGUAGCCCAGGAUGUCGUUGAUACCAUCAAAUCGAUCACGAACCAGUGUGGACCAUUCACAAACUUCCAGACACGCUUCAAUGGACUCUCUGUCUUACGCAAAAUCGGCAAGACAAUUGCGCUUUCCUCCAAUGAUACAGUGGGUCAUGAGGUUCAAAAGCAUUUCCAAUGGGAUGGCUCUCUUGUGGAAGGGAUGUUGGAAAUCCUCGAUUCUAUGACGGCGGAUGAAAUCAGAGAGAUCAGAGAGGAUAAAUCGAGUCCGGAAUCGUUGUGGCCAAAGUUACAGGAAUUGGGAGAGUUGGCCAAUGACUAUUGUAUUCAUCCUGGAAUAGAAGAAGUGUUGGGUCGACUGGAUCCUGAUGGUUAUGAGGAUGGGGAAGAAUGGGAUGAAGACGAAGACGAAGAGAACGAGGACGAAGAGAAUGAGGACGAAGACGACGAGGAUGAAGAUGAAGAGGACAAGGACGAAGACUAA
Penicillium expansum is the source of this 795-nucleotide messenger RNA. RefSeq lists its product as uncharacterized. Lineage: Eukaryota; Fungi; Ascomycota; Eurotiomycetes; Eurotiales; Aspergillaceae. The record is from RefSeq and is a predicted model, not a curated record. The transcript has a single exon. Bases 1 to 795 code for a protein of 264 amino acids.